AUGAACUGUGACACAGCAAAUGGUAUGUGGAACAAAUUACUUAGUGUGUACGAACAGAUGUCGGACACAAGCAUAACAAUAGUACAACAAAAGUUCUAUCGUUAUACAAUGGAUCCAAAAGACAAUAUAGCAGGUCAUAUUUCAAAAUUAGAAAAUCUAAGUAGACAACUAAAACAAUUGGGAGAACCUAUCUCAGAAUCAAUGUUGAUUACAAAAAUUUUGAUGACAUUACCUGAUAGCUAUAGGCACUUCUACAGUGCAUGUGACUCAAUGAAUAGUGCAAAUAGAACGCUAGAACAGUUAACCACUCGAUUGAUGGUGGAAGAAAUACGACAAGUGCAAGGACAGGAGGUCCGUGACGAUGGCGCUGAAAGUAGUGCUUUGACUGCAACCAAAGGCAAGUAUAAUAAAAGUCAAAAAUACGUGAACAAAAAUGAUAAUACAAAACCAGGAAAAUGCAAUCACUGUAAAAAACCAGGACAUUGGAAAAGGGACUGCAGGAUAUUCAAAAAGGAACAAGAAGAAAAGAAAUCAACUUCUGGUUUGGAGCUUAUUGGUGUACAAAGAAAAAAUGAAGAAAUCGACGACUCAGACAAAUGGUAUGUAGACUCAGGUGCGAGCGACCACAUGACAAAUCGAAAAGAGUGGUUCGUCGAUUAUAAACAUUUUGAUGUGCAUUCGCUUGUACGUAUUGGAGAUGGUAAGCACAUUAUGGCAGUCGGAAAAGGUAACCUAAAUAUUUAUACUUAUGUUGACAAUAAGUGGAUAAAAGGCUACUUAGAAAAUGUUUUAUAUGUACCUGAUCCAAAGGUAAAUUUAUUUUCUUGUGGGGCAUGCCUUGAUAAAGGAAUUACAAUGGUGACAGACAGUAAAGGUUGCUCAUUUAAAAUUAAUAAUCGUGUAAUUGCAGUCGGUGUUCGUGAGAAUAAAUUGUUUACAAUGCUAAUCAAAACUGAUUUUUCACAGGAAAUUGGACACUGUGCUAACGUUGCAGUUAAGAAAUUAACAUUAGAACACUGGCACAAAAUACUAUGUCAUCAGAAUGUCAAACAUGUUCGUGAGUAUUUAAAACACAAUGAAAUACAAUUUACAGAUAUACAAGGACAGUUAUUCUGUGAACCAUGCAUCUAUGGCAAACAGCAUAAGGAGACGUUCACUCAGAGCGAAACAAUAACUACUGAACCAGUGUAA
Macrosiphum euphorbiae (potato aphid) is the source of this 1191-nucleotide messenger RNA. Lineage: Eukaryota; Metazoa; Arthropoda; Insecta; Hemiptera; Aphididae. The record is from the annotation of a GenBank genome assembly.